AUGACACUCACGCAAAAGCUCCCAAGUCCGCUAAGUGGACAGACGACAGACGACUUGAAUGCCGAGUUUGUGGUGCUACUCAAGGAAGAUUACGUGAAUUACAAGUGGCUUAUGCUGAAGUUCUCCGGCGAGGGCUUGGUCGGUGUCAGUGACGAUGCAUGGGCUGAACUCGACAAGCACUCACGCAGCAUGCCGUUGUCUCGCUUCCGAGACCGUCCCUUUCAACAUUACGACACCAUUACAGAGAUGAUUGGCGACCGGUGA
This is a messenger RNA of Aphanomyces astaci, 264 nucleotides long. RefSeq lists its product as hypothetical. NCBI's taxonomy places the organism in Eukaryota, Oomycota, Saprolegniomycetes, Saprolegniales, Verrucalvaceae. The coding region runs from base 1 to 264 and encodes 87 amino acids. The record is from RefSeq and is a predicted model, not a curated record. The transcript has 2 exons.